GUUUUUUUUAUUUUGAGAAGGUCAACUUUUUCAAGUAGAGAGAGAGUUGAAAGAUCGGCGAGACGACGGUCCGGAGAGCGGUCGGGGUUCGAGUUUCGAGGAUGUCUUUCUGGCGAAUUUCGUUCCUGCUGGAAAGGGCGAGGAAGGCCAAGGAGAUCAUGUUCGACAGACACCUGUUCCUGACUAACGUCUCUAUUUCCGUGACCCUCUCCGGUGUCGGUGACCUGAUCGUUCAAAGUUACAGGAAACACCACGGCAAGUGCAAAGAGAUCGACCUGACCAGGACGAAGAACAUGUCGCUGACCGGCGCGACCGUCGGUGUCCUCUGUCACAACUGGUACAAGUACCUGGACGUCUGGCUUCCGGGUCACACUGUCUCGAUGGUCUUGAAGAAGGUGGUCGUCGACCAGAUCGUCUUCUCGCCCGUCAUGCUCACAGCUUUCUUCCUCACCCUGGGUGUUCUCGAAAAGUCUUCGUGGAAGACUAUAAGAAACGAAUUGGUCGAAAAGGGAAAGAUACUGUACAUGGCAGAGUGGGUCGUAUGGCCCCCGGCUCAAGUGAUCAAUUUCUACCUACUACCGACAAAGUAUCGGGUCCUAUACGACAAUACCAUAUCUCUCGGAUAUGACAUAUAUACGUCACAUAUCAAAAAUGACCUCGAUCCAGAUGGUAAAUGACACUCGAUGUUAAAAAAAUCUCAUUGUGUCAAAGUACUUACAAUAUUUGAUCUGUGAUAUUUGCCUUACGAGUUGUACAUAAAUCACAUAUUGAAUAUGUAUUUAAAAUUUGAAUAAAUUAUUUUUAUCGAGGAA
Molecule: messenger RNA, 812 nt
Organism: Cimex lectularius (bed bug)
Lineage: Eukaryota; Metazoa; Arthropoda; Insecta; Hemiptera; Cimicidae
Product: mpv17-like protein 2
Exons: 1
Coding region: 102-677 (191 amino acids)
Biological process (GO): mitochondrial ribosome assembly
Cellular component (GO): cytoplasm; membrane
Source: RefSeq, a predicted model, not a curated record